GGCGUUACAGUUUACCUAAGAAGAGAGGGAUUAAGAGAGUUUUUCUGAGAUAUCUGUAUAUAUUGAGUUUCUGAGGUUUUUGUUUUUGAUUUGAUUUGUGUUCGCUUCGGCAAUCUUCUUCUUUAGCAUGUGUUCGAAGAAAACAGACGAUAUCUGCGGAGAUGUUUGUGGACAGGAUGGUUCACGAUCAGCAAAGGUUUUCUCAAGGGUUAGAUGCGCACUACGAGGACUCGAUUUCAAAACCUACAUCUUCUUCUUCACCCUCGUCCCUUUAUUCGUCUUCGGAGUCUACCUCCACGGUCAGAAACUAACCUACUUCCUGAGACCGCUCUGGCAAUCACCACCCAAACCGUUCCAAACGCUCCCCCACUACUACCACCACAACGCCUCCAUGCAAACCCUCUGCAGCCUCCACGGCUGGAGACACCGCGACUCUCCGAGACGAGUCUUCGACGCCGUCCUGUUCAGCAACGAGGUGGACAUGCUCACCAUCCGCUGGAAAGAGCUCUACCCUUACGUCACGCAGUUCGUGAUCCUCGAAUCCAACUCCACCUUCACCGGUCUGCCUAAACCGCUGGUUUUCGCCGCGAACAGAGAGAAGUUUGACUUUGCUGAGCCGAGGCUGAGCUACGGCAACGUGGGAGGGAGGUUCAGGAGAGGAGAGAACCCUUUCGUGGAAGAAGCUUACCAGAGGAUCGCGCUUGAUCAGCUGAUAAGACUCGCCGGGAUCCAAGAGGACGAUCUUCUGAUCAUGUCCGACGUCGACGAGAUCCCCAGCGCUCACACCAUCGACCUCCUUAGGUGGUGCGAUGGAUACCCGCCCGUGCUUCAUCUCCAGCUCAGGAACUACUUGUACUCGUUCGAGUAUUACGUCGACGGCAAGAGCUGGAGGGGUUCUGUUCAUCAGUACAAGCCCGGGAAGACGCGGUACGCUCAUUUCCGACAAGGGGACGUUCUUUUGGCGGACUCUGGUUGGCACUGCAGUUUCUGUUUCAGGCGCAUUAGUGAGUUUGUGUUCAAGAUGAAAGCGUAUAGUCAUACUGACCGUGUUAGGUUCUCUCAUUAUCUGAAUCCGAAACGGAUCCAGGAUGUGAUAUGCAGAGGGACUGAUCUGUUUGAUAUGAUUCCUGAGGAGUAUACGUUCAGGGAAAUCAUCGGGAAGCUAGGUCCGAUACCGAGGUCUUAUUCGGCUGUUCAUCUACCGAAUCAUCUGAUUGAGGAGGCGGAGAGUUAUAAGUACUUGUUACCUGGGAACUGCGUUAGGGAAAGUGGGUGAUAAGGGCUUGCAUGCGCUUAUCAGGCUUUUGUAGUUGGUAGGUAAUGUGGAUUAUUCUCAGUAGAGAGGGAGUGUGGAAACAGAGGAUGGUACAGUUUAUUGAAGAAUGUGGAGUCUCUGGUAUAUAUUACCUUGUCUGAUUAUUAAUACUGACUCAUGUUUCCCAUGUUGUUUUGUGGGAAGUUUUGCUGGGGAUAGUCUCUCCUCUCCUCUUUCUCUUUGCUUCAAAACUCUUUUCAUACUCUCUUUUCUUAUUAGUCUGUACAAUUCACUAGUGA
Raphanus sativus (radish) is the source of this 1554-nucleotide messenger RNA. RefSeq lists its product as uncharacterized. Gene Ontology annotation, biological process: protein N-linked glycosylation; N-acetylglucosamine metabolic process. Gene Ontology annotation, cellular component: membrane. The record is from RefSeq and is a predicted model, not a curated record. The transcript has 2 exons. Gene Ontology annotation, molecular function: beta-1,4-mannosylglycoprotein 4-beta-N-acetylglucosaminyltransferase activity. Lineage: Eukaryota; Viridiplantae; Streptophyta; Magnoliopsida; Brassicales; Brassicaceae. Bases 128 to 1276 code for a protein of 382 amino acids.